GUGAUGAUUGCAACUCUUGUUAUGACUGCCAGGUCCUGUUUCAAUCACUGGCGUCAGACGGACGCACGACACCAGCUCGAACCUUUUCCACUUCUCCUGAGCAACGUAAAUAUUGAUUGGAAAGGAGAGGCAUUGACGAGCAACGUACGGGAGUUUUAAUUUGAAAGUGCUUCACUGGCCUUAAAGAAUAUCCCUCGUCGUGUCACUUUGAGGGUCCGACGGAUUGUUUUCGCAUUUACCACGACUGGGAGAUCCAGCUUUUCCUCUAUUAUUUUAGGUGGCUCGUAAAAGAGACCCGUCUAUGACCUCGACGUCUUUCUUUGGUGCCACGGUAUACAAGUUUAUUUAUUUGAUAGGGUUUAGGUUUUUACCAACUUCGACUUUUUCCUCUUUUCUCUGAAUGCGUUGCAAAUAUGAUGAUGUCACCGACGCCACUUUUUCCCGAAGUUAUGGCGGAGCAAACUUUUGUAACUUCUCUUGGCCAAGAAAACGCAUCGUUUGAACAAGUCAAAUUUGAAUGGAGGGUGACCAGAGCGGUGCAGUGAAGUUUGACGACAAAGUUCGCCACCGAGGGCCUUCGGGGAAAUUCACCGCUACAAACCACUGAGAGGACUAUUUACUAAUGGAGCACCUCCAGGGAGCAUGGAAGACUCUGAGCAAUGGUUUUGGAAUGAAGGACUCUACAUUCGAGGGGCCAUGCCUUUCCCCAACCAUGGUCCAGGGCUUUACCUGCCAGCGUCGCUCCUCUGAUGACAGCAAGAUGCCUGACUCCAAGACUAGCAGCACUAUCCGUGUCUACCUCCCGAACCAGCAGCGCACUGUGGUAAAUGUGCGACCGGGUAUGACUCUGCACAAUUGCCUGAUUAAAGCAUUGAAAGUGCGAGGUCUGCAGCCUCAGUGCUGUGCUGUCUUCAGGCUGCAUCCAGGACAGACGAGUAAAAAAUUACGAAUGGAUUGGAAUACUGACCCCACCUCACUGAUUGGGGAAGAGCUGCUGGUGGAGGUUUUAGAUCACGUUCCCUUGACCACACAUAAUUUUGUUCGGAAAACAUAUCUGAAGCUAGCUUUCUGCGAUAUUUGCCAGAAGUUUCUUUUGAACGGCUUCCGUUGUCAAACUUGCGGCUACAAAUUCCAUGAGCAUUGUAGCACCAAAGUGCCCACAAUGUGUGUGGACUGGAGCAAUAUCAGACAACUCCUUUUGUGUCCAACACCUGGUGAGAGCAGCACCCCAUCACUGCCAUCAGUGACAUCCCGGCGAAUGAGAGAAUCCUUAACACGGUUUCCAAGCUCAGCCCACCGAUAUUCCACCCCUCAUGCUUUCAACUACACCACACCCUACCCACCCCCAGGCGGCGGUCUCUCCCAGAGGCAGCGCUCCACUUCCACGCCCAAUGUCCACAUGGUUAGCACUACCCUGCCUGUAGACAGCGGCAUGAUUGAGGAUGCAAUGCGUGAUCAUGACUCCACAGGGAGUUCACCCAACCAGAGCCCUACAGGCUGGUCCCAGUCCAAAGCACCGGCACCUGCCCAGCGAGAGAGGGCCCCGUCCUUCAACACUCAGGAGAAAAAUAAAAUCAGGCCUCGAGACAAGCGAGACUCGAGUUACUACUGGGAGAUCGAGGCCAGCGAGGUCCAUCUGAACUCCUGCAUUGGUUCAGGCUCCUUUGGAACUGUAUACAAAGGGAAAUGGCAUGGUGAUGUGGCAGUGAAGAUUUUAAAGGUUACUGACCCCACACCAGAGCAGUUCCAGGCAUUCAGAAAUGAGGUGGCUGUCCUGAGGAAAACACGACAUGUCAACAUCCUGUUGUUCAUGGGCUACAUGACGAAGGACAACCUGGCCAUUGUGACACAGUGGUGUGAGGGCAGCAGCCUCUACAAACAUAUUCACGUCCUGGAGACAAACUUCAAGAUGAUCCAGCUCAUAGAUAUCUCCAGACAGACGGCUCAGGGCAUGGACUAUCUGCAUGCAAAGAACAUCAUUCAUCGUGAUAUGAAGUCCAAUAACAUCUUCCUGCAUGAAGGGCUAACAGUGAAGAUUGGAGACUUUGGUCUUGCUACGGUUAAGGCCAGGUGGAGCGGCUCACAUCAGGUGGAGCAACCUUCUGGAUCUAUUCUCUGGAUGGCUCCUGAGGUUAUCCGGAUGCAGGAUAACAAUCCGUACAGCUUCCAGUCUGAUGUCUAUUCCUAUGGAAUUGUUCUCUUUGAGCUCAUGACAGGAGAGCUCCCAUACUCCCAGAUAGCAAACAGAGAUCAGAUUAUCUUCAUGGUUGGAAGAGGCUACUUGUCCCCAGAUCUCAGUAAGCUCUAUAAGAACUGUCCCAAAGCCAUGAAAAGGUUGGUGGCCGACUGCAUCAAGAAGUCCAAGGAUGAGAGGCAGCUCUUCCCGCAGAUUCUGUCUUCAAUUGAACUUCUCCAGCAUGCCCUUCCUAAGAUAAACCACAGUGCCUCAGAACCAUCCCUGCACAGAGCCUCUCACACUGAAGACAUCAAUGCCUGUACUCUGACCUCCACCAGACUGCCUGUUUUCUAGAGGCUCAGACAGCACUCCCUUCCUCCUCCAUGAAAUAUCUGAAAUAGUCCAAAUGCUCAAACACCCACCCUCUACGUAUAGAUGCCAAUAUAGACCUAAAAAUGUACAUGCAAUCACACAUAAAUCCAUGCAAAUCAAUAAAA
Molecule: messenger RNA, 2673 nt
Organism: Monopterus albus (swamp eel)
Lineage: Eukaryota; Metazoa; Chordata; Actinopteri; Synbranchiformes; Synbranchidae
Gene: raf1a
Product: Raf-1 proto-oncogene, serine/threonine kinase a
Exons: 18
Coding region: 623-2530 (635 amino acids)
Biological process (GO): MAPK cascade; protein phosphorylation
Cellular component (GO): cytosol; mitochondrion
Molecular function (GO): ATP binding; MAP kinase kinase kinase activity
Source: RefSeq, a predicted model, not a curated record